Catharus ustulatus (Swainson's thrush) is the source of this 1775-nucleotide messenger RNA. RefSeq names its product E3 ubiquitin-protein ligase TRIM62. The transcript is spliced from 6 exons. Gene Ontology annotation, biological process: positive regulation of canonical NF-kappaB signal transduction; innate immune response. Gene Ontology annotation, molecular function: protein binding; zinc ion binding. The record is from RefSeq and is a predicted model, not a curated record. The coding region runs from base 181 to 1608 and encodes 475 amino acids. Lineage: Eukaryota; Metazoa; Chordata; Aves; Passeriformes; Turdidae.
AGGAAGUGCCGUGCGGCCGCGCCCCCUCCUACUCGCCCACCCCCGGCCCGUCUCGGCUGGGCCGCUGUUGAGGCGGCGGCGGGGCUGCGCAUCCCACCGACAUCGGCACCGCGGACCCCACCGGCACUGGGAACGGGGCACGGCACCAGAACAGCACCGGGCACCGGCUAGCCCACAGCCAUGGCGUGCAGCCUCAAGGACGAGCUGCUGUGCUCCAUCUGCCUGAGCAUCUACCAGGACCCGGUGGGGCUGGGCUGCGAGCACUACUUCUGCCGCCGCUGCAUCAUGGAGCACUGGGUGCGCCAGGAGCCGCAGGGCACCCGUGACUGCCCUGAGUGCCGCCGCACCUUCCCUGAGCCCACGCUGGCACCCAGCCUCAAGCUGGCCAACAUCGUGGAGCGCUACAGUGCCUUCCCCCUGGAUGCUAUCCUGGGGGCCCAGCGCAACCCCUUCCCCUGCAAGGACCAUGAGAAGGUGAAGCUCUUCUGCCUCACCGACCGUGCCGUCGUCUGCUUCUUCUGUGAUGAGCCUGCCAUGCACGAGCAGCACCAGGUCACCAACGUGGACGAUGCCUUCGAGGAGCUGCAGCGGGAGCUGAAGGAGCAACUCCAGGGGCUGCAGGAGAGUGAGCGCGGUCACACGGAAGCCCUGCAGCUCCUCAAGAAGCAGCUGGCUGAGACCAAGUCCUCAGCCAAGAGCCUGCGGGCGACAAUUGGGGAGGCAUUCGAGCGGCUGCACCGUCUACUGCGGGAGCGGCAGAAGGCGAUGCUGGAGGAGCUGGAGGCUGACACGGCGCGGACACUGAGCGACAUCGAGCACAAGAUCCAGCGCUACAGCCAGCAGCUCCGCAAGGUCCAAGAGGGCACCCAGAUCCUGCAAGAGCGCCUGGCUGAGGCAGAUAAGCACGUCUUCCUGGCCGGCGUGGCAUCCCUCUCUGAGAGGCUGAAGGGAAAGAUCCACGAGACCAACCUGACCUAUGAGGACUUUCCCACCUCCAAGUAUAUGGGCCCGCUGCAGUACACCAUCUGGAAAUCCCUCUUCCAGGACAUCCAUCCUGUGCCAGCAGCGCUGACGCUGGACCCCGGCACUGCCCACCACCGCCUCAUCCUGUCAGACGACUGCACCAUUGUGGCCUAUGGCAACCUGCACCCGCAGCCGCUGCAGGACUCGCCCCGGCGCUUUGACGUGGAGGUGUCGGUGCUGGGCACCGAGGCCUUUGGCGCUGGUGUGCACUACUGGGAGGUGGUGGUGUCUGAAAAAACCCAGUGGAUGAUUGGCCUGGCCCACGAGGCUGUGACCCGCAAGGGCAGCAUCCAGAUCCAGCCAAGCCGUGGGUUCUACUGCAUCGUGAUGCACGACGGGAACCAGUACAGCGCCUGCACCGAGCCCUGGACGCGGCUUAACGUCAAGGGCAAGCUGGAGAAGGUGGGCGUCUUCCUGGACUAUGACAAGGGGCUCCUCAUCUUCUACAAUGCUGAUGACAUGUCCUGGCUCUAUACCUUCCGGGAGAGGUUUCCUGGGAAGCUGUGCUCGUAUUUUAGUCCUGGACAGAGCCAUGCCAACGGGAAGAAUGUCCAGCCACUGCGGAUCAACACUGUCCGUAUCUAAUGGGGGUUUUUGGGGUGUGUCCCCCCCCCCCCGCCGGGUGUUUUCCCGCUCCAGGAACUGGCCCCAGUGCUGGGCAGGAUCUGACAUUCCACCUGAUUCUCUUGGUCCUGUGCUUCCAGGGAAUCCCAGUGUGGGGGGCUGGGAUAUGGCAAUAAAGGAUUUGGAGA